CUUCUUCUUCUUCUUCUUCUGCUGCUGCUUGUCCUCCAUUGUUCCUGCUUGUUCGAGUCUUUUAGAAGUACUCGUCCCAACAACAAUGGAGGACAACAGACGAAUCGAAACAGAAGAUCACCAAGAAUUCGAAGAAGACGAAGGAAUGGAAUCGUUGAAUAGAGGCGAAAUUGAUAGUUUGUUUUGCCCUAUUUGCUUUGAAGCUUGGACUAGCGGUGGAGAGCAUCAAAUCUGUUGUCUUCCUUGUGGGCAUAUAUAUGGAUUCUCAUGUAUAAAUAAAUGGCUUAAACGAAGUCCAAAUUGUAGGAAGUGCCCUCAAUGCAAGAAGUUAUGCAAAUUGAAGGAUGUCAGGGUUCUUUAUGCUGCUAGGCUUUGUGUAGCUGAUGAAGAGUUACAGAAGAGAGUGAUCACACUUGAAGCUGAAUGUGCUUAUUUAAAGCAAAGCCAUAAGAGUGUAUAUGAACGUGUGCUUGAGGAGAUGCGCAAUGAAAUGGAUGAAAAAUCUAUGGAACUCAAGGGCAAAUUUCGGGAAAUAUGUGAGGAAAUGGACGCUAGACAUAAACUAAAUGAAGCAAGAUGUGAAGCACUUGAAAAGAUGUUUCCAGAAAUGCCAAAUAUGAGAGGAAAUUGAGAAAUUUGGUACUUUGUAUUUUUUGAUAUCGAAUGUGAAUGAAUAAAGAUGCUUCCUUUAAGUAAUUCCCUUCCUAUUGUAUAUCACUUUCU
Molecule: messenger RNA, 723 nt
Organism: Lactuca virosa
Lineage: Eukaryota; Viridiplantae; Streptophyta; Magnoliopsida; Asterales; Asteraceae
Source: the annotation of a GenBank genome assembly